AUGAAGUCUCAAUACAAAUUAACUAUUUUCUAUGGAAAGUUUAUUGACAUACCAUCUUUAAAAGCCGGUUUUAGGAUUAGAAGUAGUUGUGCUAUUGGUGUUAAUUCGGAGAGUGGCUCAAUUGUUUUUAUUCAAGAAAACUUUCAUGACGAUUUGCUUAAAUUAGCAUCAAAUUGGGAUCCAAACUUGAAACAUGAUGAGGUUAAGAUUGUAGAUUGCAAUAACAAUAAUAAUAAUAAUAGUUAUGCAUUUCUCUUUCCCGGGUUUGUGGAUACGCAUAUUCAUGCUUCACAAUAUCCGAACAAUGGUCUCUUUGGUAAAAUGAGUUUACUGGAAUGGCUUAAUGAAUACACUUUUCCCUUGGAGAAUAAAUUGAAAGAUCUAAAUAUUGCUAAAAUAGUCUAUUCUAAGGUUAUUGAAAGAACUUUGUCUCAUGGGACUACCACUGCAGCCUACUACGCAACGAUUCACUUAGAAUCUACAAAAUUACUUGCCAACUUAUGUUCUGAGUAUAAUCAACGAAGUUUUAUAGGUAAAAUAUGUAUGAAUCAAAAUUCGCCCGCCUAUUACGUUGAACCUUCUACGGAUACGUCAAUAAAUUUAACUAAGAAAUUCAUUGAACAUAUCAAUAGCAUCAAUAAUCCAAAAAUUAACGCUAUUAUCACACCAAGAUUUGCUCCAUCUUGUGAUAAGGAUCUCUUAUGUAAUUUGGGUAAAUUAGCUAAACAAUAUGAGUUACCUAUACAAACACACCUUUCGGAAAAUUUAAAUGAAUUGGAAUGGGUUCACGAUUUGUUUCCAGAAUAUGCGAAUUACACAGAGGUUUAUAAUCAAAACGGACUAUUAAACGAAAAAACUAUCUUAGCACAUUGUAUUUAUUUGAAUGACUUAGAAUUAAAUACGAUUAAAAGUAAAAACUCUGGAAUUGCACAUUGCCCAAUUUCAAACUCUUGUUUAUCUUCUGGUUUAUGUUCUGUCAGAAAAUUUUUGAAUAAAGGAAUUAAAGUAGGCCUAGGCACUGAUACAUCAGCUGGGUAUACUACAAGUAUCUUAGAAGUAGCUAGACAUGCACAUAUGGUAUCAAGGCAGCUUGCCUCAGUUGAGGGAAAUGAUGAUUGUAAAAUUUCAGUGACAGAAUGUUUAUAUUUAGCUACUUUAGGUGGAGCAUAUGUAAUGGGUCUACAAGAUCAAGUUGGUUCGUUUGAAGUCAAUAAACAAUUUGAUUGUCAAUUAAUUAAUCUAACAGUGGAGGGGUCGAAGAUAGAUUUGUUCCCCUGGGAUAAAGAAACUGAAAAAUUAGAGAAGUGGUUUUUUAAUGGUGAUGAUAGAAAUGUACAAGCAGUAUGGGUAGGAGGUCAAGAAUGUGGUAUUAGAAGUAAAUCUUAUCUAUGA
Messenger RNA from Arxiozyma heterogenica, 1392 nucleotides. RefSeq names its product guanine deaminase (gene GUD1). Gene Ontology annotation, cellular component: cytosol. The coding region runs from base 1 to 1392 and encodes 463 amino acids. Gene Ontology annotation, biological process: guanine catabolic process. The transcript has a single exon. Lineage: Eukaryota; Fungi; Ascomycota; Saccharomycetes; Saccharomycetales; Saccharomycetaceae. Gene Ontology annotation, molecular function: zinc ion binding; guanine deaminase activity. The record is from RefSeq and is a predicted model, not a curated record.